This is a messenger RNA of Cooperia oncophora, 1005 nucleotides long. Lineage: Eukaryota; Metazoa; Nematoda; Chromadorea; Rhabditida; Trichostrongylidae. The record is from the annotation of a GenBank genome assembly.
UUCACCGACCAAGUUUCUAUCAAGAAAAUCGCGCGCGCGGUCGCGCGGCGGUUCGGCGUCAACGAGGACUGCCGCGCAGCAAACAUCAUUAUCUUUCCAGUACUUCUCUGUGGUAUAAACUGUUAUUCGGUUAAAGCUGUAGCCAGACUUCAAGACUGGUUCACAAUCGCCAAGGUGCUCGCUCUACUAACGGUUAUCUUGACUUCUGGAUAUCUUCUCAUAUUCGGGAAAUCAAUGUAUUGGGACUCAUUUGACCAUAUCUUCGAAGGAAAUUUCCGUACGUUUGGAUCCGCUGCAGUUGCAUUUUACUCUGGAUUGUUCGCAUAUCAAGGAUGGGCAUACCUGAAUACUAUCACAGAGGAGCUCAUCAAUCCAAGACGAAAUCUACCUCUGGCAUUUUUGAUUUCAAUGACAAUAGUCACCGUGGUUUAUGUUCUCUACAAUAUUGCUCUGUAUGUUGUCCUUUCUCCUGAUGAAAUUAUUUUGCAUCCAGCUGCUUCUGUGACGUAUGCAAACAAAAUAUAUGGCAAAUUUUCAUUCAUAAUGUCACUUUUUGUCGCCAUUUCCACGUUCGGGUCCGCAAACGGCAGUCUCAUGAUGAGUUCGAGAUUGUUCUUCUGUGGAGCUCGUGAAGGCCAAAUGCCAGUGAUUUUGGCAAUGACUAACAAGCAUUUUCGAACGCCCAUCCCUUCCGUGAUACUUAUGAGCAUGCUAGCAAUCGGCUAUAUACUUCUCUCCUCAAAUGUUUUCGUGCUCAUCAACGCCAGCCAGACCACUGUUUGGGUGGCAUACACUCUUGCGGGUGUGGCUCUGCUAGUACUUCGAUAUAAAAUGCCGGAUGCGUACAGGCCAAUCAAAGUGAACAUAGCUAUUCCGAUUAUAUUCAUAAUUGGUGGAGUAACACUUGUAACGCUGUCAGCUAUUGGUGAACCUAAAGACACAGAUAAUUUCACCGCUUUCUGCCAAAAACUUUUCAUGCUUGUGGACGAAAAUAAGGAAAUUUGA